Molecule: messenger RNA, 11291 nt
Organism: Anopheles arabiensis
Lineage: Eukaryota; Metazoa; Arthropoda; Insecta; Diptera; Culicidae
Gene: hop
Product: tyrosine-protein kinase hopscotch
Exons: 15
Coding region: 2210-5659 (1149 amino acids)
Biological process (GO): cell surface receptor signaling pathway via JAK-STAT; cytokine-mediated signaling pathway; peptidyl-tyrosine phosphorylation
Cellular component (GO): cytosol; cytoskeleton
Molecular function (GO): ATP binding; cytokine receptor binding; non-membrane spanning protein tyrosine kinase activity
Source: RefSeq, a predicted model, not a curated record
GAAAUACCACAAGCGGACGCACAGUCGUGUUUUUGCGUUUGCUCGCGCUUGGUGGAGCAAAUUUAACACACACACCACCACCGCAAGCUUCCCUGCGCAUUGCAGGAUCAGGAAAGUGUUUCGCCCUGAGGGAAACUGACGGUAACGGAACAAUUGUUGUUUAGCAGCAAACGGAGCAAUUGAUUGGAUUUUACAAAACGCACCCCUCCUCUGUCUGUCUAUACAAGGAUUCCGGGUUUUUUAACGUGCGCUCCGUUUGUAUGUGUGCGUGUAUGUAUAGUGUUGGUGCUGCAAGUUCGUUCUAGAUGCGUUCGUGGUGAGAGUGUGUGCGUGUGUGGGUGUGUGAACGUCCUUUUUCGGUGGAAUGCAACCUAGGGCAGAGCGUCCGUAAAGCUUCAUCCCGUACGCGCGUGUGUGUGGUUGUGUGCGGGUGUGUGAUAUGGUUGUGUUUUUCCAUUCCUUUCCCACCUACGCUGCACCGUGCUAGGCUGCAAAGGGUUUGGAAAGGGGCAAAACAGUGGCAGUGGAAACGACGCAGUAAGAGUGGGAAGAGCGCGGGGAGUGCUCGGAGGUUAAGCUCACUCGGCUGCACGCUCCGGGCUUCCUUCCUAGAUCCGGAAGCGAGAAGUCUCCCUUUGGUGUACAGGGCAGCUCUAGAACCGAAGGAGGUUUACAACAAAAAACACUCACACACACACACACACCCGUAUAUCCUCUACAUCCACCUACGGGGUGGCCCCGUGGAUGCAGUAUUGUUGUUGCCAUUGCUGUUAUUGUGUCGUUGUGUUUGAAGAACGUCCUGUUAGUGUGCGCGCGUGUGUAUGUGUGUGUUUGUGCCUAUGUGAAUUUCGAAGGAAAAAAGGUUAAGCAGGCGUUGAGAAGGAAAAUCCCCAAAUCGUGUCUAUUUCAUCCCAAUCCCAAAGUGAAUGUGUGUUGCGUUGCAUGUAGAAAUUGUUCCGAAAUUGUUCCGAAAAAAUUGCAAAGUUUUGGUCUGUGUGUGCGUGUGUGGGUUCGUCGUCGUACAACAUCAUUUCCAUCAGCCAUCAGCCCCGUAGCACAAGCCAUGAGAGGCGGAGCAGGCCGUUGUCAAUCAGCACAGGUCGAGAGCGGACGAGCAGCACCACGGGCGAGCUGAGAAAGGAUCAUAUUGCACGGCCGUCGCCAUCAUCCGGUUCCGUCAAUCCAGAUGAUACGAUGGAAGAGUAUUGCGAGAAAGAGAGAGAUAGAGAGAGAGCAACAGUAGUAGGCCAAAUACAAUCGAGAAGGAAAAAAGGACAAACAUCAAACAAGCAGCGAAAAUCACACAGAAGCAUCAGCACAAUACAUACGGACAGCAACCGGCUAGAAAGGAUGGUAAUGGGUGGCCCUGCAACGUAAGCUUGCCAAAGUGACCUCCCAACGGACAUCAUCGAAACCGUUUGAGCAAGGAACCAACCAAUCAACCCACAGAGUAACGGCCACGGGCCGACAUUCAAGCGUCUGAUCAAAUGUACAGCAGAAGGCGGCAGAACCUACCCACGUCUAAGCCUUGGCGACACUCACACACACGGUGGGCUCCAAAGGCAUUAGGGUUGAGCCCACUUAAUUAAGAACGUAGAAUAGAGCAGCCGAGCAACAGCAUUCCUUCAAUCGCGCCGAUGCAUCGGCACCGAUGUGUGGUUGAUGUGGUUCAAAGUCGAAGGAAGUUUACAUCUGUGAUAUCUGUGUGAAAUGUUCAAAGUGCGUUUAUCAACAACACGUGUGUGCGGUUGCGGAAACGACGAUAUGAUGCCAUCCCGUUCGCGGAAGGCGAAUGAAUUGAUCAAAUGUCACACAGAAUUAGAAGGUUUCCCAUUUUAAUGUGUCCAGUUCCGUCGAGCGCUGGUCGGAGAGCGUACGUUGCGUAGAGAAGACCAGAUUUAGAGCAGGUUAGAGCUAAGCAAGAAGGAGCGGAAACCUUUUACAUCCUCCAAGAGGAAAUGGUGCGCGCUAAAGUUUGAAGUUUUAAACAAUGUUACUGCAGUUAUAACUACUUAAACGUCUAUCUUGUUAUUUGCGUCCAUAAAAAGAAGUGUCCAACAAACACACAACGCGUCCGUAUUGGUAGUAAAGACAGCAAGCUAUAGAGAUUAGAGAGUGGUAGAAAAGGGAUAUCAUUUUCCUUCCUGUGUGGCUACCGGUGCGCGAUCGUUGCGCCCGGUAGUUGACCCGCGGAAAAACCCCGUUCGCUAUGCCCGAUGAAGCGGCGUACCAGGUGUUCAACUAUGUGGCGGACUGCUUCAUCCACGUGCCGGUGGUGGGCCGCGCCGGCGGCGAGGACGAUACGUGCGAGCGUGUCUGCCGGGCGGUCUGCGAGCAGCUCAAGAUAAAGCCGGUCGUGUUUGCGCUGGUCGGGUUGCGGCUGCACGACGAGAAAUGGUUCCUGGCCGGCGGGAGCCGUCCGUCCACGGACAAGAAGUACGACUUUCGGUUGCGGUUCAAGGUCCCGGACCUGUCCUGCCUGAAAGCGCUCGACCAGGAGCUGUUCAACUACUACUACAGCCAGCUCCGGUACGAUCUGCUGCACAACCGCAUCCCGGAGAUCGACUACCGGAAGUACAAGAACAAAAUACUCGGCUACGUCGUGAACGACAUGUACCGGAAGAUGAUCGAGGACAAGGUUGGGCUGAGCGAGCUGAAGCGUGACUUUGAGAAGUACAUCCCGCGCAAGAUUAGCCGCGAGCAUUCGGUGUGCUUCGUGAACGUGGCCCAGAAGCGGAUAUUCGAAUCGCUCAACUCGAUCCAGAACCGAGAUCACGAUGUGAACUACGUGAAGAACGUUUACAUCAACGAUAUCGACAACAUCGCGCCGGGCUAUCUGUACGAGGAGUACGCCGCCGAAAUACAGUACCCGCGGGGGGAGUUCAGCUCGCGCACCGGCAAAUGUCCGGUGAAGCUACGGUUUCAGCCCUACGGUACGGCGGUAUCGAGCCGCGAAACGACCAAGUACGGCUCGACGGGCGGCGGGCUGGAGCGUACGCUAGACCACGAGGAUGCGACCACGACGCCCGGCCUGAAGGUGUUUUAUGCCAGCAAGUGGCAACACGUGACGAAUAUCGACGAAAUACUCACCAUACUGGUGGAGAAGCUGACGGUGAAACUCGCGCUGGAAGACCAGUCGGAGCCAUACUGUAUAGACUUUCAUGAUCAGACUGAACUGAACUCGUUCGUAACCUGCCUAGCCGGUUACUAUAGGUUAAUGUGCAAAUGGACCGUGUAUCUGUGCCAGGACUACCUUUCCUCGCCGAUGCUAAACUUGCUGAAAGAGCUCAAGUGCCACGGUCCCAUCGGCGGAAAGUACUCCACCGACAAAAUUCGGGAAAAGAACAGCAGCUGCGGUGCGUGCAUUAUACGCCAGUGCGAGGAGCAGUACGAUACCUACUAUGUCGAUAUGCUAGAAACCGAUGGACUGAUAAAAACGUACAAGCUUAUCCACGCCGAAGAUCAGUGGCACGUGCAGCGCGACAAGGAGGAAGAGGAGGCACUGCACCGGUACAACCAGCUGACGGAGGCGCUGAAGAGCCUCAACCCGGAGAUAACGAGCGUGUACCGGUUGCCGCCAUCGGACAACGAUACCGCCCCGAACCUGCUGCUCUGCCGGCCGACGCACAAAGCCUCCCCGAAGCGGCUGCUGCGCGGCGGCACGCAGGAACUGGGCCAGAAGCGGGCCUGCAUUAUCAAUGCCGCCAAGGAGCUGGUUAUCAAUCGAAAUGCGGUGGAAGAUGAAAGCGACGGUUACACGAAGCGAACGCGGGCCGACUUUCUGCUGCCGAACAACAGCAAGAUGGAGGUUACGCUCAAGCUGCUCAAGAACGAGAAGGAGGGAGAGUAUUUGAAGGACUUUCUGCAGGUUGCGGGCCAGUGGGCAACGAUCGAUUCGAUCGAUAUCAUCAAGCUGUACGGUAUGACCGUUUGCAAACCGAUCACGAUGGUGCUCGAAUUCCCCCGGUACGGUCGGCUGGAUGAGUUUCUGCGGACGCGGCGCACCUCGGUACGGCCGACCGCACUGAUCGAGAUCGGCCAUUCGCUGGCCCGGGCCCUGUACUACCUGCAGAAGCACGGCAUCAUCCACGGCCACAUCCGGUGCUCGUCCAUGCUCGUCACGCAGUACGACGAGGGCGAGCAGCGCGUGCUGGCUAAGCUGGGCGAUCCGGGGAUGCACGGGCAGCGCCGGCUAACCAAGCACGAUCUGCUCUGGAUACCGUACGAGUAUCAGGAUCUGACCGAGCAGAGCGUGGCCCGGCUGCGGACGGAUCCGGCCACCGAUGCGUGGGCCUGCACCUCGACGCUGUGGGAAAUCUUUAGCCGCGGCAUCAAGAUGCACGUGUACAAGCCGGCCGAGUUUCUGCCCACGCGCAAAUGGCUGCAGACGAUGCCGCCCGAGCUGAAGGACUCGAAGCAGAUCUACGAGUGUCUGAGCUGCGGCUGGCACGCCGAUCCGGACAAGCGGCUCGCACCGCAGACGGUCGUGGGGCUGCUGGUGCAUGCGCGUCAAUUAGACGGUAGCUACUGCACGGUGGGCAAUGGACAUGUGAACGGUCACUCGACAAGCAACAUGCUGAAUGGGUCUGUCUUCAAAAACAGUAUCCUGUCAAUGGAAACCAACUCCACCUUGAUUCGGUCUCGUACCGACUGCACCUCCUCGUCCUACGUGAGCAACGGAAGCGACAGUGAGCUGCGCAGCAAUGCCUCGAGCGGCAGCAGCUCGCUUCCGCUGCUCUCGAACUCGAUCAACCGUUUCAGCGGCGAUUCGUACUACGAGAAAACGUUCGUCAACUGCUCGGACUACAUUCAGCUGAGCGGCAGUGAGCGCAUCUUCUUCCACAACAUGCUCGGGGAGGGCAAUUAUGGGCGCGUGUACCGGGGUACGCUCGAGCGGGACAACCAGGCGCCGCGCGACGUCGCGCUCAAAACGAUCUACGACGAUCGGCCCGACCUGGGCCGGGUGAAGGACGACUUUCGGCGCGAGGUCGAUAUAAUGAAAAACCUGCGCCACACCAACAUCGUCGAGUUUAUCUGCUUCAUCGAGGAGCUGGACAAGCUGGUGGUGGUGAUGGAGUACGUGCCGCUGGGAUCGCUGCUGGCGUACCUCGGCUACAUGCGGUACGAGCUGAAGGAGCUGGACCUGCUGUGGAUGGCGCGCGAUAUAGCAAAUGGCAUGAAUUAUCUGUGCGAGAAGAACAUCGUGCAUCGCGACCUGGCCGCCCGCAACAUCCUGGUGGAGAGCAAAAAGUGCGUCAAAAUCUCCGACUUUGGGCUGGCGCAGGUAACCGAGGGCAGCAAUUACUACGUGGCGCGGCACAGCCGCGAGCUGCCGAUCCGCUGGUACGCGCCGGAAACGCUCGAAACGCAAAAGUACUCCUCCCAGUCGGACGUGUGGUCGUUCGGCGUGACGCUGUACGAGAUGUUCACGUACGGUGCGACACCGUACUCGCACGUGGACGUCAAGAGUGCGGCCCAGUUGUAUCAACUGCUGCAACGCGAGACAAAGAUAUUACAGCUUCCGGAGGAUUUUUCUUACGUGUACGAUAAGCUGAUGGCACCGUGCUUUAAGCGGGAUCCGCACGAGCGCAUGACAUUCAGCGAGCUGCUGGAGGAGCUGAACGACAUGAUCAAUCAGUACGGUGAACCGAUCUAUUAGGUUUCGCAGACAGGCGGAUGAGAUGAAUAGAAUCUGUGAAUAAGCGCAAGCGUGUUCUUGUGUGCGCAAGGCAAGCCAUUAUAUUUAAUGUUUGAAGAAAGAGAGAGAGAGAGAGCGAGAGAAGAAAGAGCACAGAAGAUGAAAAAAGUGUUAAGUCUUAGAACUAGCAGGUAAGCGAACCCAGGCACACUGCUACCACGACGGAUGGUGUGUUGGAUCUGUAUUUUAACCUAACUGUGAGACGAUUGCACAGCACUCUGCGCACAGCACACGCCAUAAAAAUGGGCAAGAACAAGUCGCGCCACAUUUCCUUGUGAGCGCAGCAACGGAUGCCGUGAGGAGAAAAAUCGUGUAUUCCAAAGCCUAAACUGAUUGCACGCGCGUUCGCACUAAUGCUAUGGAUAUAACUAUACUCACACACACACAUACCUUCGUCAAUUUUGAUGAUCAUUAGAUACACAGAUGCGCUAUUUGUUGUGAAGAGAAUGUAGGGAAAAAAAUGAAGCAAAACACAUACAUUCGCACUUGCUAAGAAACAAAACAGUAUGGAUAGUGUAUUGGAUGACGUUUUAGCCGUUCCUCUAUGUGCUCUCCCUCCCGUGAUGAAGAAAACAAAGGAUUAAGUGUGAAGGAAAAAAGCUUAAAAGCUAUAAGGAAAGAUAGCGCGUAGAGAGAGAGAGAGAUGAAAAACCCGAUGACCGGUGUACAAGAAAGUAUUGUGUGAACGAAUCUUAAUGGUUGUCCUUUUUACAAAAUACUCGUGUCGUGUCCCGUGUUCUAGCGGAAUCAUAUUAGAAAUAGUCUAUUGGGAAACGUCGUCGUCGUUGGUUGCGCUUUUUAUCAAGCAAAAGUGUGUGUGUAUGUGUACAGUUUAAGAGAGAGAGAGAGAGUGUGUAUGUGUAUGUGUUAAUUAACACUGUGUAAUUAGUCAUACUCGUACAUACUUUUAACUUUACUAACUCGUUAUCACUUUACUCGUAGUGUGGCAAUCAGAAAACACGUGUGUGUGUGUUAGUAGUAUGCCAAUGUGCGCCUAAAAUGGGGGAAUACUAAUAACAAAGAGGGCUCUAUUAAAGGGUUAAAGCUUCCCCCCAAAUCCACACUCACACACAUCCUGUUUAAUGAUGGGAAAGGAACGAUGAAAUGUAUGUGCCGUGAUUAUGUAUACAUAGAUGUGGCUUAUUAGUGAAAUUUGAAACAAAAACUAGAAGAGAAAACGAAGCGAUUAAACACGCAAGAUCUACUAUGUGUGUGUGUUACAACUCUAAAUUAGUUUACAGUGCGCGGGGACCUAACUAGAGCGAAAUAUUAGUAACAGGGUUUUUGGUGUAGCUGGAAGCGCUCGCAGAACUUUAUCUCGAAAUCCUACGAAAGGAUGGGCGAUCGAUACAUUUUCCCACGAAAACGCGGCGAGCCACGUCAUGCUGCAACCGUGAAAAUGAUCUCUUUGAGAAGAAUUUUACUGUGCAAUAGAGAGACGCACACACAGACAGAGUCACACAACUACAUACUCUAUUUAGAACUGUGUUUUCCUACGCAUACAUUAGUUAUGACUAUUUUUAACCACAACCUCUGGUACCAAUUUUCUACACGGAGCCUUUUUCCCCACCCGAAUCUUAAACUAGCAAAAACUAGGGAAACACGGUUGGCGAGGGUGGAUGAUUGAUUUCCCUGGGUGCCGCUCCGAUCUGUUGGGGAAUUGCAAAUUUUAACGUAUGAUAAUAACGAGCGAUAUGAUUGAGAUUAUUAUUCAAGUACAACGACACACACACCCACACAUACACAACACGACCAAAACCUGCGGAUAGAGGAAAUGAAAACGCUUCCCUAAAAAGAAAAAUAUAUAGUUCAAAAAGUUUUUUCCCGACCGGAAUAUGGGGUAACUCGAGCGCCAAACGGUAUGACCGUUGUGUAGUAUGGUAGAAAAAGAAAAUGAUUCACGCCACCCCCCUAUCCCCAUGGAUGGCUUUUCGCGCCUAGAACGACUCUUCAUCUCUGGUGUGUAAUGAUGGAGGGAACUAAAAAAUUCCACCCAUAAAUUCUUUAUUGAAUUCUUGAGAUCUCUCUCGCUAGUAAGAGACCGGUAGCAGUUGCCGAAGAAAGGAAGAAGCUUAGCAAAAGUAAAAGAAACUUAUAUUAAAAGAAAAGGUAACGAAUAAUAAACAUAGAUCAAUUUCUCAAAGUGCCACUUAAAUUUGAAACCCGAAGACAAAGCAGCAAGCAGCAAAACACGCACGCUCACACCCCCCGCACUCACAAACUGCAUAAAUGGGAAAAAGAAGAAGAAAAGAAGAAGAAAGAAACAGAAGAAGAAAAAAGAAGAAGAAGAAGAAGAAUAAAGAAGCAGAAGAAGAAGAAGAAGAAGACGAAGAAGAAGUGGAAGAAGAAGAAGAAGAAGUAGAAACAUUAGCAGCAAAACGUAAAACAACGAUAAAACCCCCCCAAGCAAGAACAAAACUAAAACAAACAAAAACCCAUGACCAUUUUGUGGAAAAUCAGGAGAGAACGAGAAAAAGACACACAAGUAAGCUAAUUAGAGAGCGAGAGAACAAAACUCAAAUGCAAACCGAGUAGAGAAUUGAAUAGAAAAUAGUUAAAAAAAGAAGUGUAUAUCCACAGGCGCUUUUAAAGCACUGCUUUGCAAAAUGAAUUUAGCACUCGGUGGUUUCACAUAAAAAAGCAGUUUUACCAAUUAGAUGGAUCGAUGGAAGAAAGCGUUAAAUAGCAGAUUAAAUAGAAGAAGGAACACGAAGAAGAAAAGCUUAAGGAUUUGAAGGAAGACGACGGAAGCGGAAACUUACAUAGUGUAUUCACACACACACACACGUGGACUCAAAACAUUGACCAAGGCAAGGCACUUUACUUAAGAAAAACAUAGAAGCGCUGCCUCUACCCUGUUGUGCUGUAUUCAAAGAUGUAGAACAAAAAACUAUUCCAAAACACACACACAUACAACAAGUUUGUUGGAUUAGAAUUUUAUUAACGAUUGAAGAAGGUUGCUUACAAGAAAAUAGAGUGAGCGUGUCAAACAAGGUUUCUCCCAAACACACACACACAAAAUGUGUAUGUGCAUAAUAAGAAGAAGGACGAUAUUCAGUAGAUAGAGCAGAAGAGAGUGAAAGCUAUGUUUAUGUUUUCUAUAUAUAUAUUGCUUUUACAGGGUUUUUCAUGGGUUCUCAUAGUUGUGGGACGCUUCCUUGACUCUUUCUGAUUGGAAAUGAACUUUACAUGUUGGAAAAUUGGACUUGGAGUGGUACCUUGUUUGGACAGGCUCUUUGGAAUAUCCAAUUGGAUUUGUCCAACUAGUGUGCUAUAGAGUAUAAUUCCCAUUACAUUAAGUUCAUUUCACUUAAGAAAGAGGCAAUGAAAUAUCCCACAGCUAUGAGAACUCCUGAAAAACCUUGUAUCAUCCCGUCAAUAACACACCCGCACCACCCCCCGCCCUAAACCUAACCCGUUAGAAUUGUGGCGCGCGUCGUGUGUGUGAGAAUGUGGACGGUGUGUGAAUGUGUGCGUGUCCCAAUGCCACCAUCACCACCGUCGCUUUUAGUCAUUUUUAGCUCGUUAAGGAUGCAAAAGCCUGGUGCGGAAGGAAUGUGAUUGCCCCCCCCCCCCUGUAGUAUAUAGUUUAUAUUAUCCCUCCGACCCCUCAUGAUCAUCAUCAUCGGCGGAGGAUCGGUGGCUGAAAGAGAGAUGUAGCUUUAGUGAAACAGAGAUGAAUUCAUAUAAUUAUUUUUCUACACAAACUCAAUGUGUAUAAGAGAGUUAGUUAGUUUAGAGAAGAAAAAAAAAAAGAUUAGAUUUUACGUUUUUUUCCCCAUGUAACCUUGUUGCCUUGUUUUUGCGCUUACAGCAACAGCGCCUUGUGGCUUGUGGGGAUGUUGGUGACACUGUUGUGUUUUCGUUGACGAAUUAUUAGUAGGAAAUGACGAGAAUGUUUCGGAUAGUGUUUAAUGCUACGAAGAUUGCGAAAAGAAAAGGGCCACUGUUUACUUACACUUGCUUCCGAUUUUUUCGUUUGUUUGUGUGCGCCACACUGCUGCAACUGGUUGUGUUUUACACAUAUAUAUUAUAUAUGCGCCUUACGGGAGGAAGGAUGCGCCGCCAAAUCCGGCUUAUACUUAGAUAGCGAUGCGAUGAACGAACGAACAAACGAUCGAACAAAAACUAAAAGAACAAAAUGUUUGUUGACUGUGCGGAUUUGUAGUUUAGUUGUCUCUCACCCCUUAGAAAGCGAAAGACACGUGUGUGUGUGUAGAGCCGUAGAGAGAGAGCUGAGGGAAGAGAAGAACUCUGUUCUGGUUAUAACUUACUUUAAUUAUUUUCGCUUAUACAAAACAAAGGCUCCAUUUUAGUAGUCCCCAUCGCGAGUGGAGUGUGGUGAAUGUGAAAUGGAAUUUAAAAUUCUCAACAUACACACCACAUCCCGUUUUUGUGAGAACCAUUAUGUUGCAAUGUUUAGCAUUAAGAAGAGAGGAACGCUGCUUCAAUUUAUACGCGAACUGAUUUUUGCCUUACGUUUUUUCGUUACACUUUUUGGUGAUAAAUUUUUGAACAUUUAUAUUUUUAGUCUCGCUCUUGUGGGUUACUGAUACUACGAAUGCUGUACAAAAAUGUAUGAUGAAUAUAGAAUUGAUAGAAUUGAUAGAAUUCCAAAAUGCUCCCCGCCCCCCGUAUGUUGUAGAUAAUGUGAAAAACUACUCACCGACAAACACACACACACAUACAGAGAGAGAGGACACAGACAGCAAGUUCCCUUUGAAGAAGAAAAAGAAAAACCUGCCCAAAUAAAACUCGAUGGUACAAUGUUAAUGAAAGCGUCAGAUUUUUAGCAUUAAAAACAAAUGUACACUUGUAUUAACACUUUGAUUAAGGUGAAGGAACGAUAGGGAAAUGAGGCCGUAGAGCAGCUGCACAGCCAGGCAAUAGUACACUGCACGUAUAUAGGGCUAAUGUAUCUAUGUUAAAUGAAUUCCCCGCCUCCUGGCAAAUGACCUUCUGUACGUGGAGGGGGGAAGCCACGAUGUGAUUAUUGUGUGCAACUAGGGAACUCGGACCUGCACUACUCGGACCACGUGUUUCGGGUCGGGUCGGGCCGGGUGUGUGUCUCUAUCAUCCUGACUCUUGCAUUUCUCAUCCCCCACCUGGGGAGGGGAAAGAAUACUUGUUGUGUUAUUAUAUUACGGCUAUAAGUGGAUAAGCAACAACCGGAAAACGAAUAGAUCAAUUCCUGUCCUGUGUAUGUUUUUUUUUCUUCCUACAUUGUAGAUGUAUACUCGUCGUGAUGGGAGUGAAAAAGCUCUAUUAAAUAUUACAACAAAACCCCAAAAAUUGCAGAGAACCAGAGACAAGGGUGGACCCAUUACUCUCGCCAUUAUUACACUUCCUGAAAGUGAAAUGCCCCAAAGUGAGGAAUCAUUAUAGAGAAACACACAACCCCUCCAUACACACACUCGUAAUGGCAAGCAAGAAAAAAAAAACACACUAACAAAUGGUUAUCUUCCUCGUACAAGAGAGAUUGAGUAAAAAAAGUAAAUGUUUAUCGGUGUUCACAGUGAAUAAAACGAACGGGGAGAGCGAAAGGUGAAAAUUGAAAAUGCAAAAUAAAGAAAAAUCGUGCAAUUCAAAUGAA